ACUAAAGCUGUGCCAACACAGAGCUGGCCUUUGAUUUUUCCCUGCCAAGUACUCAUGUUUUCAUGUCUUACCUUCAACAGUGUCCUGCUGCUGCUGCACCUACUACUUGCAAGGUCUUUGGAAGCUGUGUAUAAAGUUGAAGUCGGUAAGAAUGCCUAUCUGCCCUGCAACUACACUCUACCUCCUUCUGGGACACCUGUGCCUGUGUGCUGGGGCCAGGGACCCUGUCCUUUGUUACAAUGUGCCAAUGGAGUGCUCAGCACCAAUGAAAAAAAGGUGACAUAUAAGAAAUCCAAAAGAUACCGGCUAACGGGGAAAUUCUACAAAGGAGAUGUGUCCUUGACCAUAGAGAAUGUGACUUUAGCUGACAGUGGGACCUACUGCUGCAGGGUACAAUUUCCUGGUCUAUGGAAUGAUGUAAAAUUGAACCUGGAACUGGACAUCAUCAAACCAGCCAAGAUCACACCGGCUGGGAUUGCCCGUGGAGUCUCUGCUACAGCUUCUCCAAGAGUGCUAACCACGGAGUUAAAUGGCUCAGAGACACAGACUCUGGGGACCCUCGUUGAUAAAAAUCAAACAAAGAUUUCCACCUUGGCUGAUGAAAUGGAAGACUCUGGAGAAACCAUCAGAACUGCUGUCUACAUUGGAGUGGGAGUCUCUGCUGGGUUGGCCCUGGCACUUAUCUUUGGUAUUUUAGUCCUUAAAUGGUAUUCUUACAAGAAAAAGAAGACACAGAAUUUGAGCCUCAUCACACUGGCCAACUUCCCUCCAGUGGGGCUGACGAACGCAGGAGCAGGCAGGGUUCGGUCAGAGGAAAAUAUCUACACCAUUGAGGAGAACGUCUACGAAAUGGAGAACUCAAACGAAUACUACUGCUAUGUCAGCAGCAGGCAGCCAUCCUGACCACCUCCGCGCUGUCACUUUUAAAGGCUCUCCUUCACUUUUGACUUUGGUAUUUUCCUCUUUGAAAACUAUGAGAUAUGUCACCUGACAAGUUUUGAAGUUUUUGUCCACAGCCCCCAAGGAGAGCGUUCCUGUUUUCUGCGGGUGAUGAGAACCCACAGGGAGAUUCAGCUGUAACCUAUACUACAUUGAAAUGUACCAGUACCUCUGAGUUUCAGGGAUAGGAUCUCCCACCCCAGGAGCUUGCAGUCAUGGAUGUUGAAGCUCAUGUGUGCUUUCAUACACUAGGAAGGCUUAGUAUGAUGUCUCUGGAGCUCUGGGACAUUCAGGUUUGAGGUGUGCUCACAGGGUUCCUGAACAGAUAGGGGGAAUAAUAGGCUAAGAUAGGUAGGUGCAGGCAUUGAUACAGAAAAUCUAAAGAGGCUCUGGCUUUUCCAGAGAUUUCUGACCUUGAAAGAUUAAGAAAGAACCAGGUGUUACGUACCUAUAAUCACAUAACUUGGGAGCUUGAGGCAGGAGGGUGUUGAGCAUGAGAUUUUCUCUCAAACACAAAAGAAAGAAAAAAACCAAAAAACCAACGAAACAUACACACACCAGGAGGCUGGAGAGAUGGCUCAGACACUGAAAUGCUUGAUUCUGAGGAACUUGAAUUUGAUCCCCAGAACCCCCCUGAAAAAGCUAGGCGUGGUAGUGCGUGCUCGAGAGAUGGGGCGGGGUGAAGGCAAAGCAGAUCCCUUGGGCUGGGUUUUCUGUCAGCUUAGCAAAGUUUGAGUUCCAAGUCAGUGAGAGCCUGUGUCUCAAAAUAAGGUGGACUGUGUUUCUAAGGAAUGACAAUGGUGGUUGCCCUGUGGUCUCUGAGCACACAUGCCUAAGUACCUGAGCACAGAAAUGCGCGCGCGCGCGUGCGCGCGCACACACACACACACACACACACACACACACACACACACACACACACACGUGUGCAAUCACACUUGAAAGAAAUGAAGGAAGAAAGGAAGGACCAGAACAGGACUAACAGUGAAGGUCCUCUCUGGGCCUGCUGCCUCUCCACAAUGUUUAUCUUUACAUGACUCUCCUCUGUCUCUCUUAAGACUGCUUCUGCCUGGGAGCAUGGUGGUGCAGACCUGUAGUUAAUUCCAGCACUCAGAAGGUUGAAGCAGGAGAGUUUACAAGCGUCGUGCGCCUCCUUCCUGGACUCUCCUUCACAUAAGAAAAAGGCUGCUCAUGGGCCCGCUGACUAAAAAGAAACCCUUUUCAAAAGAUGAAUCUUGCCUGUUGUGUGCUCAAAAGGAACUGCCUCAGACAACUUCCCCAUUCAAGGAAGGAAACUGGAGUUGUGCUUUUCACAGAAGAAGAACCAGUGACUGGGAUAUGUGAAGGCAGAGGCCUUGCAGCAAUCUACGUAGUCAGCAAAAGAGCCUUUGGUAGAAGGUCAACAAACCUAAUUUCCAAGCUGGUGGAGACCAAUUUCAUCUGGCUGACGGCUGCCUGCCCAGUGCCUUGGUCUGUGUUGGUUCCCAUAUAUAACAGAACCUAAUUAAAUAGAGUGUAAAAAGUUAAACGAGCAGAAUGGUAGCUGUGUUGACAAGCUUUUUGCAUUGGGAAGCUACUGUGUACAUCAGAAGACAUUCAUCAGCAGGGACACAGGUACCUGCCUGUUUGUCCAAAUUUUGUAUGAAUGUUGUUGUUUAGGCUGCCCCUAGCUAGUUGUGGGAGACAUGGGUGGCUUCCUUAGGUGGAUAUGGGCAGGAAACCAUCUGACAAGACCAAUUAGAGGUAACAGCUCUCACGCAGGUGGGAAAAUUAAUUGCAAAUGCUGUAAAGUUAUAGAAGUAUCCUGGGAAAGGACUUUGAACACAUUUAAACCAGAAUAAUGAUUUCCUCUGUUGAGGCUCUUACCUGACAAAGUCUUUAAGCAAGAGCAUAUAUAUAAAGAUGACCGCUUGGCUGGUAUUUGCAGGGGACUUUUUACAUCAAUAGGAGGAUGGUUCAUUACGUGUUAAUAUCGACACUUUAUAUCGAUUGCUAACUUGAAAGGCUCUAAAAUCACCUUGGAGAUGAGUCUCUAGCCAAGUCUGUAAGGCAUUUCCUAGAUUAGAUUGGGGGAGUGGAAGAGCCACUCCAUCUAAACGUGGGUGCGGCCACUCUGUGGGCUGAUGUCCUGAACUGCGUAAGAAGAGAAGGCCAGUUCAGCACCAGCAUCCCUCUCUGCUUCCUCACGGUAGUUACAGUAAGACCAGCACAGCCCUGUUCCUCCUGCCAUGUCUUCUCACCAUGGUGGACCAUAUCCCCUUGACUCAUAAGCCAAAAUAAAACUU
Molecule: messenger RNA, 3224 nt
Organism: Psammomys obesus (fat sand rat)
Lineage: Eukaryota; Metazoa; Chordata; Mammalia; Rodentia; Muridae
Gene: Havcr2
Product: hepatitis A virus cellular receptor 2
Exons: 7
Coding region: 55-903 (282 amino acids)
Source: RefSeq, a predicted model, not a curated record